AUGGAUUUACCGAAACAGGGAACGCACGUGCUUGGAGUAGGUGCCACUGGACUGUUGCUGGCAGCAAAUUUAGCAGCUGUAAGGUCCAGUCCUUGUCCCACACUGCUAUUUGGGAGACCAUCCAGCGAACACAAGUUUGUGACCAGAUCGCAAUCCAGCAUAGUCUACGAGAAUGCGAUGAAUUUGAAGUUUCCAGUGAGUCGUCGACUACGCAUGGCGUCAUUAGGAGCAUCACCAGCGGGAACCGUGUUCAAAGACCUGAUUGUCUCCACCAGAUGCAACAACACAACUCAGGCAUUGGCCAGAUAUUUACCCAACAUUAAUUCGGAAACAAAUAUUUUAUUUGUGCACAACGGGAUGGGUGUUGUGGAAGAAGCCGUGUCUGAAUUUUGGCCUGAUUUCGCUCAAAGGCCACGAAUCUACCAGGGCAUGAUAAGUCAUGGAGCCUUCAGAUCCAAGGAUUUCAAGGUCACUCAUCUGACCCCAGGAAGUCUGAAAAUAGCAGAGAUCCCUUGUGCAGCCCCACGACCUGAAUCUCCUCCACAGAUGUUCCUAGACCUCAUGGAGUCGAAUAUUAUGAAAACCACGAUAUGGGGCUACCAUGACUUGAUGCCGCAAAUGCUGGAAAGGCUGGUGAUAAACUCUGUCCUGGGCCCGCUCACUGCAAUUUAUGAUUGUUUGAAUGGAGAGAUUUUGAAGAUGAGUGGACUGAGGUCUAUGAUAGCCCAACUGGUGGAAGAGAGCUGUAGGGCUUUACUGGCUGCAGACAGUGUGAAGAAACUCAUCAGGGUCAACCCGGCAAUUUGGAGCGUACUGGAACCAACCAGGUUGACGCAGGUGGUAGUGAAAGUGGCUUCAGCUAACGCCAUGGGCUCUUCAACCAUGAGAGAGGAUCUGCACAAGAUCAUGCUCACAGACAUAGACUAUCUGAACGGGUACAUCUCCAAAAAAGGACACGAUGCCGGCAUAUCUUGCCGGAUGAACCGAAUGCUUACCAACAUGGUAAAAGAGAGACACAGAUUAAAUUUAAUUAGAGAGGUUGGGUCUAUGCGCAUUCGGGUUUGA
Molecule: messenger RNA, 1065 nt
Organism: Kuraishia capsulata CBS 1993
Lineage: Eukaryota; Fungi; Ascomycota; Pichiomycetes; Pichiales; Pichiaceae
Exons: 1
Coding region: 1-1065 (354 amino acids)
Biological process (GO): pantothenate biosynthetic process
Cellular component (GO): cytoplasm; mitochondrion
Molecular function (GO): NADP binding; 2-dehydropantoate 2-reductase activity
Source: RefSeq, a predicted model, not a curated record